Eptesicus fuscus (big brown bat) is the source of this 629-nucleotide messenger RNA. It is a transcript of the gene TTC36, whose product is annotated as tetratricopeptide repeat domain 36. Gene Ontology annotation, biological process: cilium assembly. Gene Ontology annotation, molecular function: protein binding. The record is from RefSeq and is a predicted model, not a curated record. The transcript is spliced from 3 exons. The coding region runs from base 22 to 585 and encodes 187 amino acids. NCBI's taxonomy places the organism in Eukaryota, Metazoa, Chordata, Mammalia, Chiroptera, Vespertilionidae.
GGGGUUUUGGAGUUGAGCACCAUGGGGACUCUGAACGAUCAGGCGGUUUUGCAGGCCAUCUUCAACCCCGACACCCCAUUUGGAGACGUUGUGGGGUUGGACCUGGGAGAGGAAGCCGAGGAAGAAGAUGAAGGUGGAGUUUUCCCGCAAGCACAGCUGGAGCAGUCCAAGGCCCUGGAGCUGCAGGGGGUGACGGCAGCAGAGGCCGGCGACCUCAGCACAGCGCUGGAGAGGUUCGGCCAAGCCAUCCACCUGCUGCCCGAGAGGGCGUCAGCCUACAACAACCGAGCCCAGGCCCGGCGGCUCCAGGGAGAUGUGGCAGGGGCCCUGGAGGACCUGGAGCGCGCCGUGGCGCUGAGCGGCGGCCGGGGCCGCGCCGCCCGCCAGAGCUUCGUGCAGCGCGGGCUGCUGGCGCGGCUGCAGGGCCGGGACGACGACGCUCGCCGGGACUUCGAGCGGGCGGCGCGGCUGGGCAGCCCCUUCGCGCGGCGCCAGCUGGUGCUGUUGAACCCGUAUGCCGCGCUGUGCAACCGCAUGCUGGCCGACGUGAUGGGGCAGCUGCGCGGGGAGCGCACCCUGCGCUGAGCCCCGCGGGUGGGAGGGGCGCCCCAACCAAUAAAGCUGCCGGC